Cyclocybe aegerita is the source of this 627-nucleotide messenger RNA. Lineage: Eukaryota; Fungi; Basidiomycota; Agaricomycetes; Agaricales; Hemipholiotaceae. The record is from the annotation of a GenBank genome assembly.
AUGACAAACUUCGCCUUCCGCAACAUCGCCGCUGGCCUCGUUCUCCUUUCCGCCAUCCUCAUUAUCUCUGAACAGGGUUUAAAAAUCUGUCGAGGUCCCUCUCAACGUCUGGAUAUGACAACCAACGAACUUGCUGGAGGCCCACUGGCGUCUUGGGUUGCAACGCGGCUGAAGGCGUUAUACGAAGUCCCUGCUCCAGCUUCGCACAACCACCAAGAUGUUUACGCGGAGACGUUCUCAUCGACGGCAUCUAUCAUUUUAAAUCAUAAAAAUGUAACUAUGGACGCCUUCAAGAAGGAACUCGAAGACGCCAGUUCUGCGAUAAAGGGGGCGAGCGUGGACUGGAAAGAGUUGGUGGAGACACCUUCAGAUGAUUCAUCGGGUGGAAUUGUGGCAGGAUUUUUCGUUGUGACAAGGUCUAUGAAAUUCAGAAUACGAGCAGGGCCUGCUCAGAGGCUCAGUUACAACGUCUUCAGCGCCAAAGUUGCAACAGAUGGUCAAGCUCCAGGUUCUGAUUCGGGGGAAGGGUGUCGCCAAAUCACUGAGCUUUUCAUCACGCAUGUUGAUAAAGCAGCCCCGAUCCACCUACAUGCCAUCGAUGCCGGAAUUUCUGCUACCGCUACGUGA